AUGUUGGCAAAGCUCACUGUGAUGGCUCUGGUGGUGCUGGGCGCCGCCGGGUUCGACUUGGUGCCGGAGGAGACGGCGCCCCGCCGGGCGCGCUUCUCCAACAACAGCCCGUCGGACGUCGCCAAGUGUUUAAACGGCGCCGUGGCCGUGGGCUGCGGAGUGUUCGCGUGUCUGGAGAACUCCACCUGCGACACCGACGGCAUGCACGACAUCUGCCAGCUCUUCCUGCACACCGCGGCCACCUUCAACACCCAGGGUAAAACGUUCGUGAAGGAAAGCCUGCGCUGCAUUGCCCAGGGAGUCACCUCGAAAGUCUUCCAGACCAUAAGGCGCUGCAACGUCUUCCAGAGGAUGAUCGCUGAGGUCCAGGAAGAGUGUUACAGCAGCCUGGAUAUCUGCACCGUGGCUCGCACCAACCCUGACGCCAUAGGAGAGGUGGUGCAGGUGCCGGCUCACUUCCCUAACAGGUACUACAGCACGCUGCUGCAGUCUCUGCUGGCCUGUGACGAGCAGACGGUGGCGGCCGUCAGGGCUGGCCUGAUCUCCAGGCUGGGCCCAGACCUGGAGACCUUCUUUCAGCUCCUUCAGAACAAGCCGUGUGUUACCGACUCCAACGCUGCGGCGCACGACAACCCUGCCAGCUGGAGGAACAUGCCGGUCUUCAACAUCCAGCCCAGCUUCAGAGGCAGAGACCCCACACACUUGUUUGCCAGAAAGCGAUCUGUUGAUGACAAGGAGAAAGAGUAUGAGGGGCAGAAGUAG
Messenger RNA from Lampris incognitus (smalleye Pacific opah), 762 nucleotides. RefSeq names its product stanniocalcin 1, like (gene stc1l). Lineage: Eukaryota; Metazoa; Chordata; Actinopteri; Lampriformes; Lampridae. Gene Ontology annotation, molecular function: hormone activity. Gene Ontology annotation, cellular component: extracellular region. Gene Ontology annotation, biological process: intracellular calcium ion homeostasis. The record is from RefSeq and is a predicted model, not a curated record. The coding region runs from base 1 to 762 and encodes 253 amino acids. The transcript has 5 exons.